Messenger RNA from Paramecium octaurelia, 1329 nucleotides. The record is from the annotation of a GenBank genome assembly. Lineage: Eukaryota; Ciliophora; Oligohymenophorea; Peniculida; Parameciidae.
AUGCAAAGAAACAGCAAUGGCAAAAAGAGAGAGUUGACUUUAUCUGCAUUCCUAGAAAGACACCUUCAUUUGAACGAUAAAAUAAUAAAAUUUAAUGGAUUUGAAUUAUACAAAAACAAUCAGAGAUCGUAAGACUUCUUCAAGAAUUACAUCGAGAAAAGAGAUAACGAAUUACUUCCCUUUUAAAUUAAGAGAUAUACUGAUGAAAAAUAGACUUACAUAAUGAAUUAGAAUUCUCAAGACUUUAUUGUUGUUGAAUAUAUUGAAGAGGGUAUUUUUUUAAACGAAAUUGCUUAAAACAAAAUAAGUUUCCAGACAUUUCAAACCAUAUUUCAGAAUUUGGUUCUCUCCGUUUUCGAACUCCAUAAAAGAGGCAUUUUAGCAAGAUGUAUAUCAUCCAAUAACAUUUACUAUGAACGAUUGGAAGAUAAAAUAUAUUUGUUCGAAUUUGGAUUCAGCCCAAAUUGUCGCUGUAAUUAAUUAUACUAACCAAAUUAUGAUAUUACAUUGAUAAUUGAGAUUAUGAAGGAUCUCUAUAACAAAGGGAAGGAUAUAGGUACAGAAUUCCUUGAGUUCAAAAAUAAAAUCUAUAAUUUAGAGAUGUUGCUAAAUCAAAUGAACAUAAUUGAGAGUUAUUUUAAAUUAUAUCAACUUAUUAAAGGUAGUCCUUCGUAAGAAGAACUAUAAAAGGUAUACACAAAGGAAUGGGUAUCAGAUAUGAGAAAAAAAAUCUAAUUGUUUGACUUUCCUGAUCCAAUUCCCAUAUAAAUCAAUGACUCUGAAUAAACAGAUGGAGAAUAGAGAACUUAUCUAGAAUUAUAGGAACUUGCGAUUAAACUUUUUAAAAAGUAGUAUCCUAAUGAGCACACUCAAUUAGGAUAUAUGUAUGUAUUUUUGUAUAUAUUAUAUGAACAAACUAACUUUAAAGUUUAUCAAAAUUAAGUUUAAAAGUAUGAGGAAAAAAUAAAAAAAAUAAACGAAGAAAGAAGUAGUAUAGAAAAAAGUUAUGAUGAUAUUUCUGACACAGAUCGUAGUAUUAUUUUUCCUAGUUAAAUUGAUAAGGAUCCUAUACGCUAAAAAGAAAUAAAAAUGUAAUGCAAAGCAAUCACUUAUUAAACAUAUAAAAAGUUAUUUGAAGACAAAAUGCAAAAAUUUGUGACACAACAAAGUAUAAAAGAGUUCACUCUUGAAGAAGCAAGAAUUUGCCUAUUGCUGAUUGCGAGCCUAAAUACGUUUAGAUCAAUGGAUAUAGAAGCAAUAUAUAAAUCUAAUGGAAUAUAAGAUAAAGUCAAUAAGAUUAAUGAAAUUAUAAAACAAUGUGUUAAAUGA